ACUGAAAUUCUUCGUCUCUUUCACUGUCUAAUGAAAAACCCAUAUACCUGCAACUCCCUUCAAGUUCGUUACUACUACUCUCCAGUCUCUGCUUCUUGAUUUGAGCUAUGAUCUUCUGCAGAACCCUAAUUCGGUAAAGAUUUCCCUUUCAUAAUGGAGGAUUCGGAGGGCGUUCUCAGCUUCGAUUUCGAGGGCGGCCUCGAUGCCGGCCCCACUAACCCCGCCGCCACCUCCUCCUUGCCCAUAAUCCAGUCAGAUUCUUCUUUCCUCCCCGCCGCUUCCGCCGUCUCCAACUCCGUUGUCGGCGCCGUCGGUCCUGCUGUUACAGCUGAUGCUCCUGGCGCCCCAACCGGCAACGUCGGAAAUCGGAGGAGCUUCCGGCAAACGGUUUGCCGUCAUUGGCUUCGAAGCCUCUGUAUGAAGGGUGACGCCUGUGGCUUCCUUCACCAGUAUGAUAAGUCUCGGAUGCCCAUUUGCCGGUUCUUCCGUCUCUAUGGCGAGUGCCGUGAGCAGGAUUGCGUGUACAAACAUACCAAUGAAGAUAUUAAGGAGUGUAAUAUGUACAAGUUUGGUUUCUGUCCAAAUGGUUCUGAUUGUCGAUAUAGGCACGCAAAGCUGCCUGGACCUCCACCUCCAGUGGAAGAAAUCCUUCAGAAAAUACAGCAAUUAGGUUCAUACAAUUAUGGUUCCUCAAACAAAUUCUUUUCACAACGUGGAGUUGGCUUAUCCCAACAGAAUGAAAAAUCUCAGAUUCCUCAGGGUCCGGCCCCUGUUACUCAAGGAGUUUUAGGAAACCCUUCUGCAGCAGAAUCUGCUGAUGUCCAACAGCCGCAAGCUCAACAGACUGCACAACAAACCAGCCAGACUCAGACACAAGGUCUUUCUAAUGGCCAGCCCAAUCAACUAAACACAACUGCAACGUCUUUGCCUCCAGGAAUAUCUAGGUACUUUAUUGUUAAAAGUUGCAACCGAGAGAAUUUGGAAUUAUCUGUACAACAAGGGGUAUGGGCAACUCAAAGAAGCAAUGAAGCCAAACUUAAUGAAGCUUUUGAUUCUGCUGAUAAUGUUAUUUUGAUUUUCUCAGUCAAUCGGACUCGGCAUUUUCAGGGUUGUGCAAAGAUGAUGACCAGAAUUGGUGGAUCUGUCAGUGGAGGCAAUUGGAAAUAUGCACAUGGAACUGCACAUUAUGGGCAAAACUUUUCACUCAAAUGGCUGAAGUUAUGUGAACUAUCCUUCCAGAAAACUCGUCAUUUGAGGAAUCCAUAUAAUGAAAACUUACCAGUAAAGAUCAGUAGAGACUGCCAAGAGCUAGAGCCCUCUAUUGGUGAGCAGCUGGCUUCUUUGCUUUAUCUUGAGCCAGAUGGUGAACUCAUGGCCGUCUCAGUAGCAGCAGAAUUAAAACGAGAAGAGGAGAAAGCUAGGGGAGUUAAUCCUGGCAGUGGAAGUGAGAACCCAGAUAUUGUCCCGUUCGAGGAUAACGAAGAAGAGGAAGAGGAAGACAGUGAAGAGGAGGAGGAGGAGGAGAGCCUUGGCCAGUCCGUUGGUUUACCAGCUCAGGGCAGAGGAAGGGGCAGGGGAAUCAUGUGGCCUCCACAUAUGCCAAUGGGACGUGGUCCUAGACCCUUUCAUGGAAUGCCGGGUUUUCCACCUGGGAUGAUGGGUCCGGAUGGGCUGCCUUAUGGUCCUGUUACACCUGACGGAUUUCCCAUGCCUGACAUGUUUGGUAUGGCUCCUCGUGGCUUUGGUCCAUACGGUCCUAGGUUUCCCGGUGAUUUUAUGAGUCCCCCAGCUGCUAUGAUGUUCCGUGGACGACCUUCUCAACCUGGGGUCAUGUUCCCUCCUGGUGGAUUUGGGAUGAUGAUGGGUCAAGGACGUGGUCCCUUUAUGGGUGGGAUGGGGGUUCCUGGUCCUAACCCAGCUCGACCUGGUCGUCCUAUGGGUGUGUCUCCGUUGUAUCCACCUCCUGCAUUACCAUCAUCUCAAAACAUCAAUCGAGCUGUUAAGAGGGACCAAAGGGGACCGGGUAGUGAUCGGAAUGAUAGAUAUAUUACGGGUCCAGACCAAAACAAGGGCCAGGAGAUGCCUAGACAUGAUGAAGAAAUGCAAUAUAAGCAGGCAAAAACUUAUCCUGAUGAGCAAUAUGGGAUAGGAACCACCUCUAGGAAUGAAGAAAGUGAAAGUGAGGACGAGGCACCUCGACGAUCGAGGCAUGGAGAAGGGAAGAAGAAGCGGAGAGGCUCAGAAGGAGGAGAUGCAACUGCAAUCUCUGAUCAGUGAUUACUUGUAGUUAGUUACAUCCGACCUGGGACGUCUUCCUGCUUAGGAGAGACAUCGUUGAACUUGAUGUUGUUGUUGUAAGUUCUAAAACUGGAGUACUCAUUUUUCUCUCUUUUCAUUUUACACCUUCCAUUUUAGGUAACUUUUUGUGAGCAGAGUCAUAAUUCAUACAAUGAUUUACAAAUCUGUAAAAGAACUUUCAGGUAAUGGGAAGAAUAUCAUAAAGUCGAUAUUGGAUGA
Molecule: messenger RNA, 2517 nt
Organism: Cucurbita maxima (winter squash)
Lineage: Eukaryota; Viridiplantae; Streptophyta; Magnoliopsida; Cucurbitales; Cucurbitaceae
Product: 30-kDa cleavage and polyadenylation specificity factor 30-like
Exons: 7
Coding region: 154-2277 (707 amino acids)
Biological process (GO): regulation of mRNA splicing, via spliceosome; mRNA splicing, via spliceosome
Cellular component (GO): nucleoplasm
Molecular function (GO): metal ion binding; mRNA binding; N6-methyladenosine-containing RNA reader activity
Source: RefSeq, a predicted model, not a curated record